AGCGGCGACGAGCGAGCCGAGAGCAGCGGGCCUCCGGCCCCGGAGCCCGGCACUCCUCUGCGGUCUUCGCGCCGGGGCCUCGGCGGGUAACUCUUCCCCGGCCGCUUCACUGCGGCACUUACAAGUGAAGAAGCAGCACGACCUUUUGUCUUGGAUAAUUUCUAGUGGAGAGGCUCCAACAAUUUAGCAGCAGCCUCCUGGGCCUCCGGCACCCUUACCACAUUCUACGUCCUCAGGGGACAGCGGGCCUUUAGGAACAGACCCCUAAAAGCGUAGGUGGGCCAGCCAUGAGAGGGUACCUUGUGGCCAUCUUUCUGAGUGCUGUCUUCCUCUAUUAUGUGCUGCAUUGUAUAUUGUGGGGAACAAAUGCCUAUGGGGUGCCACCUGUGGAAAUGAAGAAGAGAAAUAAGAUCCAGCCUUGUUUAUCAAAGCCAGCUUUUGCCUCUCUCCUGAGUCAGAACUCUGCAUAUAUUUUAAGAAAAGGCAUUGAAGAACUCAGUCAGACCAGUAUUCUUUUCACACAGAUGGCUGUCACUGGUGUUUGCUGGUUUGUAAAUUUUGUGCCCCCCCUACUCCCCACCCAAAGCUGUUACAUAAUUUUGGUUUUACUGCUUGGAAAGCGUUUCCCUUCCAGGUUUCAUCAGUUUCACCCUUUUCUGUGUGCAGCUGAUUUUAAAAAUACUGCUUCCUUCUAUGGUAGCGAUAAGUUUGAUUUGCCCUAUGGGAUAAGAACAUCAGCCGAAUACUUUCGACUUGCUCUUUCAAAACUGCAGAGUUGUGAUCUCUUUGAUGAGUUGGACAAUGUGCCAUGUAAAAAAUGUGUGGUGGUUGGUAAUGGAGGAGUUUUGAAGAAUAAGACGUUAGGAGAAAAAAUUGACUCCUAUGAUGUAAUAAUAAGAAUGAAUAAUGGUCCUAUUUUAGGACAUGAAGAGGAAGUUGGGAGAAGGACUACCUUCCGACUUUUUUAUCCAGAAUCUGUUUUUUCAGAUCCCAAUCACAAUGAUCCUAAUACUACGGUGAUUCUCACUGCUUUUAAGCCGCUUGAUUUAAAGUGGCUGUGGGAAUUGUUGACAGGUGGCAAAAUAAACACUAAUGGUUUUUGGAAGAAACCAGCAUUAAAUCUGAUUUAUAAACCUUAUCAAAUCAGAAUAUUAGAUCCUUUCAUUAUCAGAACAGCAGCUUAUGAACUGCUUCAUUUCCCGAAAGUGUUUCCCAAAAAUCAGAAACCCAAACACCCAACAACAGGAAUUAUUGCCAUUACAUUGGCAUUUCACAUAUGUCAUGAAGUUCACCUUGCUGGUUUUAAGUACAACUUUUCUGACCUCAAGAGUCCUUUGCACUACUUUGGGAAUGCCACCAUGUCUUUGAUGAAUAAGAAUGCAUAUCACAAUGUGACUGCAGAGCAGCUCUUUUUGAAGGACAUUAUAGAAAAAAACUUUGUAAUCGACUUGACUCAAGAUUGACCCUACAGACUCAGAAGAUGAUGCUAACAGUAUUAGUUUUAUUUUUACACUGCAAUUUUUAGUUUAUUUUAAAAUAUGUUGGAUGUACUUGUCAAGAAAUUAAGUCUGUUGCUGCCUGGUGCUUCAUAACCACCAGCUUAAUUUCUGUGAAUAUAUUUAAUUUAUGGAAACCAAGACAUGGUAAGAUAUCAGGGAGAGUGAAUUUUUCAUUGCAUUGUUUUAAAAAUAAGCUAGUUUUCUGAGGUGUUUUUAAGUAUCUUUUUAUAGUUACUUCAUCUUAGACUUUUGAAGGGAUGUGACUUCCUAAUAAGUAAGGGGAUUUAGUUUACCACAGCAGAUUUUGAAUGUAACAUGACAUUUUGAGAGGUUUAUCUGCCUCCUGUAAACUGGUGGGGAGCUGGCAUGCAGCAGUGCCUUGAAUGUGGCAUACUGGAACCACUUCAGGCCUCUGUAUCUCCCUCUCUGGAUGAUUGAUUGGUUCCUUUUUGUUCUACCUGAGGAACCUGACUGGAAUCUUAAACCAGACCCUAAGCAUGGAUGAUUAGGGAAAUCUAAGAUCAUACUGGCUUAAUUAAGCAUUUUUUUCUUACAGUUAAGUUAAACCAUGAUUAUGAUGAAUAGUUUGGUAGAAUGAAGAUUUUUUUAAGUCGAAAGAAAUAGGAAAAAUAUGAAACUCUGGAUAAGUAAAUAACCAAAGAAAGAAUGCGAUUCCUAAAGUCUGGUGACUGCAUUAUUUUAAAGAAAUAAAGUUUAUACAAAGAAGCUGAACUAGGCAAGCUCAAGAGGGGGAAAAUUCUUAAAACAUUUUUUGCCUGGUUUAAUUUAUUCAUUAAAAUUUCCAAGUUUAUUGGAAGUCAAUUAGGAAAGACAUGAAUGAGUAAACCUUUAAGAAGAGUCAAGCUUUUUCUGGAUUUAAAUGGCAUUUUCAUGAAAAACCAGUUGUCCACAUGAUGAAAUCGCAUCUUCAAAUGGAAAGCUUACCUAGGGUGCACCAGAGAAGAGUGCUGUGGGAUGCAAACAAGCCAGCUGGACAAAAGUGGUGAGCUAGUCGUCUCCCUUUCCAUUUUAAUGUCUGACUAUAACCAAAGGCUAUGGGGAGGGAGGGGGACAAGGGGUGAAGAGAACAGUGGAGGUUAUAAGGCUGGAAUCAAAAGCUGUCAGAAGAGGUAGGAGUGGAAAGAACUGGCAUCUUUUGAACAAUAAUUAUCACUGGGAGACAGUGAUAAUUAUCACUAACUAGCCUGCAUCUCUAAAGAGAGAGUAUAACUAUUAGAUCAGAAACAGAAAUGACUGACAUACUUGAAAGUGGUGUAAGGGGGACAAAACUAGUAGCGGAUUUAACCCAGACCUAGACAAUAAAUAUGGACUCUGUUGUGUUAAUCCCAGCAUAUGUUUGCACCGUACCAGUCUUGUUUGAUUUUUCUGAUAACUUCUUUGAGGCGCAAAAGGCACAGCUGUUCAAUGUGAUCUUUCCCUCAUACCACACAGCCAUAGGCUGCAGCUGGGCUGCUGAAGCUGAGUUUGCUGUAAAGUAAUUCGGGCUUCAGAAAGGAUGGCGCUGGCUACAGAAAAAGUCAAUGUCAAAAACCAACGGUAGGGACUUCCCUGGUGGUGCAGUGCGUAAGAAUCCACCUGCCAAUGCAGGCAACAUGGGUUCGAGCCCUGGCCCGGGAAGGAUCCCACAAGACGCAGAGCAACUAGGCCCAUGUGCCACAACUACUGAGCCUGCGCUCUAGAGCCUGUGAGCCACAACUACUGAGCCUGCGCACCACAACUACUGAAGCCCACGCGCCUAGAGUCCAUGCUCUGCAACAAGAGAAGCCACUGCAGUGAGAAGCCCGCACACCACAUCCAAGAGUAGCCCCCGCUCACCGCAACUAGAGAAAGACCCUGCGCAGCAACGAAGACCUAAUGCAGCCAAAAAUAAAUAAAUGAAUUUAUAUAUAUAUAUUAAAAAAAAACCCAAAAUCCCCCACGGGUGGCAUUUUCAAAUGUUACUGUAAGUACUAUAAUAUUGGCCAUAAAAAAUCUGAUCUUAAAAUUGAGGGAUCUGGCAUUUUGCAUGGUAUGAGAAGGGUUACAAACCUCAAGGUUGUUUUAUUUAAGCAAAAAACAAAACCUGAACAAGACAUAUAUACAAUUUAUUAAAAACACACGAACACAUUAAAAUCUCACUAUUUAUACAAUCUAAAUUCUAGCAACAUAUACAAAUACUGAGUGACUACAGUACAUGCCGAGGUAAGAAAAGUACAUUCUGGGAGAAUAUCACUGACACUCAAGCCAUUUUUAUUUCCAAUACGUAUUUCAAUACAUGUUUUGUUUCUACCUUUCCCAGUGCCAAAAAAAGAAGAGGAGGAGAUGAGAAGAAACUAGUCACAAGUUGGAUUAAAUGAGAACUGGUGCCACAGUUGACCUAAAAGUAUCCAACUCUUCCUUAGAUUUUGCAGUUUAGGGACUUCAAGUUCAGAACUGAAAGGCAGAGCCAGUAGGUAAAAAAAAUUUUUUUUUUUAAUAAGCAGAGCUUCAUUGAUUUCUCUUAAGAGGGGCUGAAAAGCUUUUAUUGUCCCACCUAAUCUAUUCAUUCUUUCCAAUUGUAUUAUCUGACAUGGUGUUUAUGUAACCCUCUUGCUCUCCAGGUAACAAUGUGGAGCCCAGGGAAAGAAGUUCAAGCUUUAUCACAUUCCAUAGAAUUAUGGCCACAUUCAUAUUUAAACGAGCUCAUUUUCUGCUC
Messenger RNA from Mesoplodon densirostris (Blainville's beaked whale), 4194 nucleotides. RefSeq names its product ST3 beta-galactoside alpha-2,3-sialyltransferase 6 (gene ST3GAL6). Lineage: Eukaryota; Metazoa; Chordata; Mammalia; Artiodactyla; Ziphiidae. Bases 288 to 1463 code for a protein of 391 amino acids. The record is from RefSeq and is a predicted model, not a curated record. The transcript has 13 exons. Gene Ontology annotation, biological process: glycolipid biosynthetic process. Gene Ontology annotation, molecular function: beta-galactoside alpha-2,3-sialyltransferase activity.